AUGAGCACAGUGUCUCGGCAUUUACGUGAAAAAUGUAUUGGAGGACUGGCAAUUUCCACAGAAAUAUCCGAGUACUCAUCCGACAGUGACAGCGUGGGCGGAGGCGAGGCGACCCUGGCUCCCACCACUCCAGGCUGCAGGAGGGGAUUGCAGCCAGGGUCAGGAGGGGACACGGGGGGUGUCACAGCACGAGCGGCCAGCGAGUGGCUGAGGUCAGCCCAGGCCCUUCUGCGCACCCCGGGCAAGCAGCCGGGACGGGCCCCCAGAGCCCCCGCCGAGUCUGCCAAGAAGAGGAAGCUGCUGAGGGGCGGGCUAGCUGAGAGGUUAUGUCGGCUCCAGAACAGAGAGAGAUCUGCCAUUAGCUUUUGGAGGCAUCAGUGUACUUCAGAUGAUAAAAUCCCCUCAGAUAAAUCUGGUGUUUUAAUUGUGAAGAUCUUAGAAAUAUUUGAGGAGUGCACAAUACAAGUUGCCAUCUGCCAGCAGCUGGAACAGUCUCCUGCUACACUUUCACCCGAGGAUGCUGUCAUCAAUGCAGAGGAACCAAUACUCAAAGUCCUCUUCACAAGAGAGACAGCAGCCCACCUGAAGAGCAGACCACAGGAUGUCAUCCACAUCUAUCCCCCAUGGCAAAAACUGCUUCUCCAAAAUGCAGAUGUUCCUGUUAUCAUGAACACCUACUUUAGUCAGAAGGUGCUACUCAGUGAGCAUUCAGAAGCCAGAGAGAAGACAUAUGGUCCUACAAAGAUGCUUAUCAGGAAGAAUAUUAUAUCUUUGGCUCAGACCUUCAGACUUGAUGACCUUGAUAAGUUACAUCAGGAAUCUUCAGAUAAUCAGGUUGCUGGUGCUCCACAGACCCACAAGAGCAGUGAUUCAAAAGGGCAUCCCUUAGCACUGAGUGCUGUGAAUGAUUCUCUGCUCGAGAUGGUGGAGAGCCAGGGAGCAGUGGGAUGGAGAGAAGUGCAGGUACGAGUUGUUAUCCAGAGGGUGUACUGCUUGCCUGCAAGGGAAGGGUGCAGAAGCCACACUCAAGGAAACAAACCUCUGUGUACAGCACCCAUCACAAGUUCAGAUCCACCAAAUGUUAGGUGAGUAAUAAGAUGCACGGGAAUUUUUUUUGGUGAG
Oenanthe melanoleuca is the source of this 1122-nucleotide messenger RNA. RefSeq names its product DNA repair-scaffolding protein-like. The record is from RefSeq and is a predicted model, not a curated record. NCBI's taxonomy places the organism in Eukaryota, Metazoa, Chordata, Aves, Passeriformes, Muscicapidae. Gene Ontology annotation, biological process: double-strand break repair via homologous recombination; regulation of establishment of protein localization to chromosome. The transcript is spliced from 6 exons. Gene Ontology annotation, cellular component: nucleoplasm; nuclear chromosome. The coding region runs from base 1 to 1089 and encodes 362 amino acids.